AUGGCCAAGGGGUUGAUAGACGAGAAAGGCGAUCACGUCGAGACUGGAGACCCAAUCCACGUGGAAACGUCUGGCUUGAGCGACCACGCCGGUCUCGAUGAUUCCAAUCUUCCACGAUAUGAUGACAAAGAGACCAGGCGCAUCCUUCGUAGGGUCGACUACCGCCUGCUUCCGAUGUUGACGCUGUUGUAUGUCCUCGCGUUCCUGGAUCGUGGGAACAUCGGCAAUGCCAAAGUAGCCGGGAUGAACAAAGACCUCAAGCUCACCGGGACCCAGUACAAUCUGGCAUUGACGGUCUUCUUCUUCCCAUAUGCCGUGUUUGAGGUGCCGUCCAACAUCGUGCUCAAGCUGAUGCGGCCCUCGUGGUGGAUCUGCAUCCUCAUGGUCUCCUGGGGCGUGGUUAUGACUCUCCAAGGCAUCGUCCAAAACUACAAUGGCCUCAUCGUCACCCGGACAAUGUUGGGCCUGGCCGAAUCUGGAUUCUUUCCUGCUGCCACGUAUCUCCUGACCACCUGGUACUGCCGGUUCGAAGUCCAGACACGGCUGUCGGUUUUCUUCUCGGCCGCGUCGAUGGCUGGGGCGUUCUCGGGCCUGCUCGCGUUCGCGAUCGAGAAGAUGGACGGGGUCGGUGGCGAGGACGGUUGGCGUUGGAUCUUCAUCUUGGAGGGCAUCUUGACCACCAUGGUGGGCUGCACGCUGCCCUGGACGCUACCGGACUCGCCUGAGACAGCCAGCUUCCUGAGCGUGGCGGAGAAGGACUUCAUCAACCGGCGGCUGGUGCAGGACGCAGGCACGUCGGCUGGGCGGGUGCGCACACGCGAGCGUUUCCAGUGGCGGUACCUGCGCGCCGCCCUGGCCGACUGGAAGAUUUACUUCGCCGUCAUCAUCUACUGGGGCAACAGCAUCGUGUUGUACGCCUUCACCUACGCCGCACCUAGCAUCAUCCUCGAACUGGGCUACACCGCCGCCCAGGCCCAGCUGCUCACCAUCCCCAUCUACUUCCUCGGCGCCGUCAGCACCAUCUUCUUCUCAGUCCUGGCCGACCGCCACCAGACCCGCUGGCCCUUUAUCGUCGCCCCCUUCAGUCUCGCCUUGGUCGGCCUCAUCGGGCUGCUGGCCGUCCCCCAUCCCCACCUCCCCGGCUUGACCUACGCCUUCCUCUUUACUAUCCCCGCUGGCGUAUAUCCGCCCUUGAUCGGCUGUCUGUCCUGGGUUGGGAACAACCUCGCUCCCACCUGGAAGCGGGCCAUCGGCAUGGCGCUGUUGAUAUCCCUGGGCAACCUCGGCGGCGCCAUCGGGUCAAACAUCUUCCUCGCCAACCAGGCCCCACACUACUGGCUUGGAUAUGGUAUCGCCACCGGCAUCGUCGCGGCGGCUAUUGCCUCAACCCUCGUGCUGAGAGUUGCCUAUGGCCUACUCAACAAAAAACGAGAUUUGCUGGAUGAGGAGGAAGUCAAGGCCCAGUAUACUGAAGAUGAACUACUUGAUCUUGGGGAUAAGUCGCCUCUAUAUCGAUAUGUGGUGUGA
Molecule: messenger RNA, 1527 nt
Organism: Capronia epimyces CBS 606.96
Lineage: Eukaryota; Fungi; Ascomycota; Eurotiomycetes; Chaetothyriales; Herpotrichiellaceae
Exons: 6
Coding region: 1-1527 (508 amino acids)
Biological process (GO): transmembrane transport
Cellular component (GO): membrane
Molecular function (GO): transmembrane transporter activity
Source: RefSeq, a predicted model, not a curated record